AUGGGACAGGCAACCAAGGCGCAGGCGCUCCGGUCUCUAUAUCCUUACCACAAUAUCGGCCGUCAUGGUAAAGUGGGCUUUGCUCGGCUGCACCUGUCAAGCACGGCCGCAUCGUAUCCUGUAAUAGUCAUAGAAUGUAGUCACACGCGAAACUCGAGGGCCGAGCCCUCACAGCGGGAGCCAGCUUGCCGGUAUCACAUCCAAAACGGCCACAACCGGUCUUACCAGGACAUUCAAAACCUGCUCUACCGGCAUGGCUUGCUCCCUCUCACAGACGUUCUGUGUCUCUUUGCAGCCGACCUUGGGGGUUUUAGUGGUGUCCAGGCACUCCUUGGUUCCUGGAAUUUAGCACCGCUCUCUGGGCUUGAUGGGACUGGCCCAAUCCGUCCACGCUUGGUUAUUGUCCUGACAGAUCCCGAGGAUGGGCCGCAUAAUUUUGCAGUUAUUGAAAGUGCACUGAAAACUGCAGCGAUGCCCAACCUGGCCGCUUCUGUGACUGUCGUAGACCUCCGCGGCCGGAACCAGUUAUCGCCAGCAAGUCGCUUUGAGCCCCUUCGUCGACAGCUAUUGCUGGAGCUUGAGACGUCUCGGGCCGUCCGAUCCCAGGCACAUCUUCUAUUUUCGGCAGUACACCUGGAAUGGAUCUUCAGAAACUUGCUCCGGCAUGUCGCCCAUGGGCCCCCAUCCCCAUUCAACUGCAUCCAGGCAUGUCGUCGAGAUUAUCAGGGGGGGGAGAUCGCCGCAUCUUCUCUGCGCACCUUUUUGGGCAUUGCCAAACAGGCUGGCUCGCCUUAUCAAUCAGUCGUGACUUUCGUCGCCUCGGCGUUUCUGAUGGAUGCCUAUCCCCCGGGAAUGCAUGAAUUUAAUCCGACUAUUGUCUUUCGCCAUCUCUAUGCCGGUCCCUGUGCGGCAGCGUGCCUGUCAUCCAAACCAGCUCAUGUCCGCCGCUUCUGCCGUGACUUAGAAGCAGAGUUUGCAUUGCUGUUCACGGCGCUGUCAACCAGUCCCUCUGCUCAGAUCCGACGUGCGGUGCUUCAACGCGAGGUUGCAGUCUGGGCAAAAGUGAAGUCAGGCCACAUCUGUCUGUUUUGCUUACUUCAUCCUCCGGAGCAUGUGCUGCCAUGUGGGCACACCAUGUGUGACACAUGUGUGUGUAUCUUCGGCAGCCAGGCUCGCGGCGCUGAGUACCACUUCAAGCUUUCUGCCUGCCCAGCUUGCUUUGAAACCUUCUCACUUACGGUCCGGCUACUUCCACCAACCAAGCGGCCUACUAUCCUGGUUUUGGACGGGGGGGGGAUUCGCGGAGUGAUCACCUUAGGGUUUCUCAAAGCUCUUGAAGAACAGAUUGGCGGGUCGCGAGGGCUGCGUGAGGCGUUUGAUCUCACUGUGGGGACUAGUGCCGGCGCUGUCAUCGCAUCCGAGGUAGUCGUCCGCGGAGCGUCUAUCAACGAGGCUUCUUCCAAGUUCAACUCUCUAGCACGGCAGAUAUUUCCCUUACGGCCCCGUCGGUACACGUUUUUGGGACAGUCGUGGGACUUGCUAUCAACCUGGAUGAUGGAUAGCCGUUAUGACUCGGACAAUCUCGACCGAGCCCUGCAGGAAGCCUUUGGCCCCACUCGGCGCCUGUUUGAUACAACCGCACCACUAGUGUCUGGAAUCCGCGUGGCACUAACGGCCAGCCAGGUAACUGACGGCUCACUCUGUCUCUUCCCCAACUAUCGGGCCGCUGGGCGGUCCAACAUGCAAUCAGCUCACAGCAUAUUGACAUCUAAUGACGAACCACUUCUGUGGGAAGUUGCGCGAUGCAGCGUGGCUGCCCUAGGGUAUUUCACGCCCAAGUCUCUGACCGAAGCUGGCACGCUGCAGGAUGGAGGUAUCCGGGCCAACUGCCCGCUCCGCCCCGCCCUCCGUGAAAGUGAGAUUAUCUGGCCUUCAGCGACGAGACCUGACCUCGUUGUCAGCAUUGGAACCGGCUAUGCUGUGGAGGAACCCGCGACGCCCCCAGAGGACCACCACCGUCGACGACAUGACAGCUUCAUUGAACGGGCUGUCCGAACAUUCCUAUCCUCGCCUGCUGUGGAUGCAAGACGAGGCUGGCAGGACGCUCUGGACAGUGUCCCAGCGGCCGUCAAGAAGGAUGUGUUCCGCCUUGACCGCGCAAUACCAGGUAAGCUGCCUGAGCUGGAUGAUGCUCGCGCGCUCGAUGAGUUGAGUGAGUAUGAGUAUCAAAUCCCGGACGAGCUCGCACGUGCUUGGUUGGUCAAGUCAUUCUUCUUCGAAUUAGAUGAGGAACCAAUCUUGGUAAAGAGUAUAUAUGACUGCCAGGGAUCCGUUCUAUGCUGCAAGUACGAUGCGGCAGGGAUGGCCGCGAUCUCGGUGCGGUCAAUGUAG
Aspergillus chevalieri is the source of this 2391-nucleotide messenger RNA. RefSeq lists its product as uncharacterized. The transcript is spliced from 6 exons. Gene Ontology annotation, cellular component: membrane. The record is from RefSeq and is a predicted model, not a curated record. Lineage: Eukaryota; Fungi; Ascomycota; Eurotiomycetes; Eurotiales; Aspergillaceae. Gene Ontology annotation, biological process: arachidonate metabolic process. Bases 1 to 2391 code for a protein of 796 amino acids.